Pseudoliparis swirei is the source of this 4949-nucleotide messenger RNA. It is a transcript of the gene inpp4aa, whose product is annotated as inositol polyphosphate-4-phosphatase type I Aa. NCBI's taxonomy places the organism in Eukaryota, Metazoa, Chordata, Actinopteri, Perciformes, Liparidae. Gene Ontology annotation, molecular function: phosphatidylinositol-3,4-bisphosphate 4-phosphatase activity. The transcript has 24 exons. The record is from RefSeq and is a predicted model, not a curated record. Gene Ontology annotation, cellular component: cytoplasm. Bases 368 to 3262 code for a protein of 964 amino acids.
CUAGAAUCUAGAACGAACUCGCAGCGAGCUACUGGCAGUCCUUCUAUUUAACUCCCUGUGUAACGAGCUACAGCUGCGACGUUAGUAGAGUGGCUUCAGGUGUGCGCCGGAGCGCGCCCGGCUCGUCCUCGUCGCCAGGUGCGCAACUCUCUAACAGCGCGCUCCGAGGUACCGGGUGUCUCGGGCUGAGGCCUCUGUCAUUGACAACCGCGUGAGCACUCGACAACACAAGGGAAACCAAACGACAUCUCCAAGAACCGACGCGGGCAGACGGCAGGUUUGAUUUUGAGUCGGCUCGACAUCGUUUUCCGCUCUUCGGCUCUUUUAUUCUAGAAAUCCAUCCUCGGCCCCCGCCGUGACCCCCGCCAUGUCCGGGAAGGAGCGUAGCCCCCGGCAUCGGCCGUGGUCGGUCUACCGGGCCAACACGUUUGAUCUCUCAGCGGAGAUGAUGGGGCUGGCUCUCUCAGGCAACAGUCAGGAUCCAGACGAGCCCGUGCUGGAGUUUAGUGUGGCCUGCAGCGAGCUGGUCACUCCCUCUCUGGACCGUAAGCCGACCAGCUUCGUUGCCGUCAGCUGCACCACUCCGCCCCAGGCCUUCUGGACGAAGCACGCUCAAACAGAAAUCAUAGAGGGCACCAGUAACCCAAUCUUCCUGAGCAGCAUGGCGUUCUUUCAGGACUCUCUGGUCACUCAGCAGACGCAGGUCAAGCUCUCGGUCUACGACGUGAAGGACCGCGCCCAGGGCACGAUGUACAUGCUUGGUUCCGCCAUGUUUUCUGUGAAAGAGCUGCUGCAGGACCAACACCACAGACUGCACCUGACGCUGAGAUCAGCGGAGAGCAGCGGCGUGGGGAACAUCACCGUCAUCGCCUGGCAGAUCGAGGAGAAGCGCGAGCAGAGAGCUCCUGUGGCCCGGUUACAGAGAGGAGACACCGUGAAUGGAAGGAUGGUUCUCCCUGUUGAUGAAAGCCUGACUGAAUCCAUGGGCAUUAAAUCCAAGUCUGCAUCUCUGUGUAAAGACCCUCUGCUGAAGGCUGUGUUUGGGGGCGUCAUGUCUCGGAUGUACCGGCUCCCCACCACCGACGGCAACCACCUGCGGGUCCUGGAGCAGAUGGCGGAGAGCGCACUCUCCCUGCACAUUCCUCGACAGUUUGUCAAGCUGCUGCUGGAGGAAGACGCCAUCAGGGUGUGUGAGCUGGAGGAACUGGGCGAGCUGUCUGCAUGUUGGGAGAACCUCAGGAGGCAGAUCAUCACUCAGUAUCAGACCAUCAUCCUCACCUACCAGGAGACCAUCAGUGACCUGCACGAAUAUAAAGGUCCUUCUUUUAAGUCGAGUACACUGAAAGCUGAGAGGAAGUUGGAGUUUAUUCCUACUAAUCUGCACAUCCAGAGGAUGAGAGUACAGGGAGAGUCUGGCUAUGACCGGACGUACGAUGUGGUGACUAUCGGUGCCCCUGCAGCACAUCAUCAGGGCUUCAAAGACUGCGGCCUUCGAAGACUGCUGCAUCGGCUUGAAGAAGCCAGGAAGCACACGUAUGAGGAGGAGAGCCACAGCUCUGCUGGUUCUGGGUCUAAAGGAAUGGCAUACCAGCCUCAGGAUGUUGUGAAAGCGAAAGAGCUGAUUGGUCAAAUCAACACUCUGAAGACACAAGUGUGUUACUACACUGAACGCCUGUCCCGAUCCGCCAAGGAGCGCUCGGCCAACGCUCUGGAGAGAACCCUGGCCAUCCUGUCGGAGAAGACCCGUCAGCUGGUGACCGUGUGCGACUCCAAGAUGCUUUUCUCGGCCAUCCUCGCGCUGGCAUCCGCCCGUCCAGAGUCCACUCUGCAAAGCACCCCGUCCCCAUCCUCCACUUCCCUCUCCCCCUCCUCUUUUUCCCCGUCGCGGUCCCCCUCCCGCCGCCCGACCUCCCCAUUCCGUGCUGCCACCUCUCCUUCUCGCCAUGCCAUUCCUCUAGAGGGCUGCGAAGGGAGUAGAAACAAGCGCUCCUCCUUGCAGGCCGAUGAGGAUGACUGGGAUAAGGUUUGGCUAAAUGUGAAUAAGAGCCUGGAGUGUGUGAUCCAGAGGGUGGACGGGCUGCUGCAGCGAGACAAACUCCAGAGCGACAGUAGCUCGGAGGAUGUCUUCCUGCUCGCCAGCGAGGAAACGGGGAACACCAAGAAAGAUAUCAGCCCAGAGGUAGAAAAGAAGUCCCCAGGCGAGUGGAGCGACGCCCUGUACCCUCUCCUCACCACGCUGACGGACUGCUCGUCCCUGAUGAGCGACAAGGCCAAGAAGGCCAUGGUGUUCCUGCUGAUGCAGGACAGCGCCGCCACCAUCGCCAUGAGCCUCACCCUGCAGUACCGCCGCGACGUCGUCUUCUGCCAGACGCUGACGGCACUGAUCUGCGGCUUCGUCAUCAAGCUGAGGACCUCUCUCUGCGACUCGGGCUUCCUCAAGCAGCUGCACACCAUCGGCUUACUGGUGCAGUACGAGGGCCUGCUCAGCACUUACGGUGAGGAGCUGGCCAUGUUGGAGGACAUGAGCGUCGGAGUGAUGGACCUGAGAAGUGUCACAUUUAAAGUCACCCAGGCGACGUCGGGGUUCGCCCCAGACAUGCUGCCGGUGAUCACGGGAAACCGGAACGGCUUCAACGUCAGGGUUCCCAUGUCCGGGGCGAUGUUUGACACGCUGCCGCGCGAGAUCCAGAACGGGAUGCUGCUGCGCGUGCAGCCCGUCCUCUUCAACGUGGGAAUCAACGAGCAGCAGACGCUGGCUGAGAAGUUUGGAGACACGUACCUACAAGAGGUGAUCAACAAGGAGAGCAUGACUCGCCUCGGCUCGUACUACGACCAAUUUAAAGAGGUCCUGCCCGAAGACUGCCUGCCGCGCUCUUGCAGCACCACCAGCGUGCCCGAGCUGCUUCGACAGCUUAGCCAGAACGUGAACUCCAAGAGGAGCAAGAACGUGGAGAUCUUGUGGCAGGCGGCCGAGGCGUGUCGCCGCCUGAACGGAGUGCGUUUCACCAGCUGCAAGAGUGCCAAGGACCGCACAGCCAUGUCCCUGACCCUGGAGCAGUGUCAGAUCCUGCAGCAGGACCACGCCCUCGCCCCGCAGGUCUUCUACCAGGCCUUGGACUGCAUGCGCAGUGAGGGCUGCAGGAGAGAGAACACCAUGAAGAACGUGGGAUGUCGUAAAUACGCCUUUAACGCCGUCCAGCUCAAGGCCUUCCCCAAACAGUAUCGCCCUCCGGAGGGCACGUACGGGAAAGUGGAGACCUAAGCGGACUCUCUUCCGACUGGAGGAAAGAUAAAAAGACUAAAGGGGGGGAUGACGACGACAAACAAAACGUACCAAACACCAACUGGAACAACAGCCCUUCGUGUUGUGCUUAGUCGCCGUUAAGAUGAUUAUUGUCCAAGUGCCAGUGCCACUGUAGAUUGUUCUAGAGCGGUUUCCCCUCUCCUCCGGUCGUGCGAUACACUUUUCACAGCCACUUGAGGGCCAGACAGAAGUCUCUUACAUGGCAGCAGCGUGCAGACACCACUCAUGGCUGCCGUGUACCAGUCGUAGCACCAGACAGCAGUCAGCUGACUCCCAGAAAAUAAGAUGUGCAAAUGUUUCAGCCUCCAGAAAGGUGACGUGGGGCACGUGUUUGUCCUCUCGCUGCUUUCAUUUGAUCCGAUCAGUUAAAGGAUGAGGCUGCAGGUAUUCCACUGUUCGACACAUAUGCAAGACCCAAACGUACAAGAUUUAAAGAUUAACUAUGUUGGUUUCUGUUUGUGUUUAGGAGGUUUAAAUGGUCGACAUUCGGCGGAAGGAUGUCGUGGGAAAAGUAUUAAGAAACACACAAUCCACUCUUGGUUUUGGUGUUUAAAUGGGAUUUAUUGACAAUAAGAGAAAUGAAGAAUCAUACCAACUGUAUCCUUUAAAGCUACACUCGGUGAAAAGGAUUUAAUUCCAGCCCUAAGCUGCAUUGAGAGCCAACAGAUCGUAUCUUCGCUUCACUAACACAUUUAGGAACAGCAGCAAGCAAGCAUGCGUGUGAACGUUCUAAUGAUGGAAAUGAUUUCUCGCAAAUAUCUCUUAAAAAUAUGCUUUAAAGAAAAUUCCUGAACCUUGGAGCUGCUUCCAUGUGAAGUUGCCUGGCGUGGCUUUUAUUAGACCAUCAGGUUUGUCAGAACACAUCUUUGAUUGUGAACUAAUUUCUCUGGACCCAAAGUCAAAGGACUUAUUGAGUCUUCCCGCUGUCUCUCUUCUUCAACCACACAUACAUGUCCAUCACUUUAUCACUCCACAGCAAGCACAGCCCUUCUUUCGAAAGUACAUAUCUCGUACCACUUUCUGCCAUUUGUAUUACAAUGACGUGUCAUAUUUUGUGGUUAUUGUGUUGCUACACUGGGAGCAUCAAUGGACAAGUGGUUUGACAGCCCUUCGAACUUUAAGCGUUUUUAUUUAUUUUUAUUAGUGUGUGUUCUCAGUUUUACAGCACUAUGCAGAACUUUAUGAUUGACAUUGGAUUAAAAACAUUUAAAAAGUGUAUUAAUUGAACCUGCAUGAAGACAAAAAAAAAAUACUACUUCAUGCUAUUACAAAUGUAUACUGUUGCGAUUACCCUUGAGCCCUUGAUAGAUGUUUCUAGACUGAAGUGAAAUAAUGCAUAUUGCAUUUUUCUACCAACCAUCAACAACACUUAAUCUGUCGGUUUACCAGCUCCGGGCUCCAGUUUACUUAAUUGUAUAAAACUAUCAUAGACAGAAAUGUUAUUUUGCUUACAUGUAUUUAUGUUGGUCUGGCUGUUUUAGUUCUCUCCAGUUAUUGAGGUAGUACGAACCUGGUUCUGAUCAGUUGUACAUGCACACAGGUUGGACCUGCAAGCUUUUUUUUAGAGGCCUGCACCCCCUCAGAGGAAUGAAGUGAAACUAAAUAAUGAAUAAAGGCUUGUCAAUGCCAAAUGUGUGUGUCAGUA